CUUUCUCUUAACAGUAUGUAAAACAUUAAUAGUUCCCUUUCGAAGUCACUGAUGAACGCAGCGAUAACAUGUCUGAAGAUGAUCUUUUAUACUCUAUUGUCAAUUUCACAAGAGGGAACGCCCAACUGGAGAGAGACAGGAAAGCGGGAGAGAGAGAGAAGGUGGCGUGCAGCAAAGGGACGUGGGACGGAUUCAAAAUCCCGGCUCCCAACAACAAACCGGACCCAACUGGACGCUGCACAGUGACAUCAGGGAGAGCGGCCUUGUUGGUCCUCGGUGCUCUGCUGGCAGCUUCUGUCGUCGCUUUUGGCCUGAUCUUUUAUGAAAUCAUCCAAACCAAGGAACGUCUCCAAAGGAUGACAGAUGAGCGUGACGCUGUGGUAAAGAAUCUCACAGCUGUUAUUCAGAGACGCUGUGAAGUCAAACCAUACAAACCAUGCGAAACGUGCCCUGAACCUCCUGAAGGAAACAUUGCUAACUCGUGUGAAAAAUGUGAAGAAGGCUGGAACAGUCAUGGAGGAAACUGCUAUUAUUUCUCCACCAUCAAGUUAAACUGGAAAGAGAGCAGACGUCAAUGCCAACAUCAAGGAGGAGAUUUGGUUAAGAUAGACAGCAACAAGGAGCAGGAAUUUCUGAAGCUUGAACUGAGCAAGAAAAUUGUUGAGGAUGAGGACAAGUUCUGGAUCGGACUGACGGACUCAAAGGAAGAAAAGAAGUGGUUGUGGCCUGACAACUCGCCACUGAGUUUGUCUUUUUGGAGUGCCAACGAGCCAGACAACUGGAUGGGACACAAUCCAGAAGGAGAGGACUGUGUGAGGAUGGGGGAGAGAGCCAGCAGCGCAGACCUGAAGUCUUGGUUUGAUAACUCCUGCAAAGUGCCUCACAAACGUAUCUGUGAGAAACCAGAACAAAGCGGACAUUUAAAGUGCGUCUGAAAUGCAGUUCAGCUUAAGUUUCGCUCAGCCUGUGAAGCUCAUGAUAAAAUAAAUAAAAUGCAGUUUCUUGAAUGUGCUCAACAAUUAAGGAAGGGAUCACAUGUAACAGAUGGUGGUGGAGGAAGUACCGUUUAAGUUAUUUUUUAUGUAAAAUAAUUGCAUCGGAUUUGCAAAACAAACAUUGUGAAGGUGUCACUUUGUACUCUGCGUAAUUGUGACGGCGUUUCUCACUAUUUUCAGAGUUUAAAAAAAUCCAACGAUCAAUUAAUGGAGAAAAUAUCAGCAGAUUAAUCCAUAAUGAUAAUGAUCAUUAGACGCAUAACUACAUGAAACAUAUGCUCCAGCUCAACUCCAAAAUUCAGCUUUUACAUUAAUGCACUGAGAAACAAUCUAAAUACAGUGUAUAAUAUAUAAUAGCAUCAACAGUCACAGGGGACAUACUUUAUGUAGUUGUAGAUGCAACUACUAUUCAAUGCAGAACUAUUACUGGGAGUAUUUUUACAGUUAUAUACAGUAUAUAUAUAUAUAUAUAUAUAUAUAUAUAUAUAUAUAUAUAUAUAUAUAUAUAUAUAUAUAUAUACACAGUUUGGCAUUAGUACUUGAGCACGUAUUCCUUUAUUUUCUGUCAAUAGACAAAUAAUUUCAGCUGUAUUUAUGUAAACAAAAUAUAAUAUUUUAUAAUCUCACGUCUUUUAUGCAAAAAUCUUAAUUAUUUUAAUUAGUAACUAGAGCUGUCAGAUACAUGUAAUAUUUCCCUCUGAUGUGGUGAAGUAGAAGUAGAAAGUGGCAUGAGAAGUACCUCCAAUUUGUACUUAAGUACAUACAAGUACAGUACUUGAGUAAAUGUACGUAACCAGCUUUUUACUGAACUUCUUAAUUUGUGCUACAACAGCUCGGGUCACCUGUAAAAAUCCAAUAAACCUUUUUCAUCCAUUA
This is a messenger RNA of Cottoperca gobio, 1871 nucleotides long. It is a transcript of the gene illr4, whose product is annotated as immune-related, lectin-like receptor 4. Bases 69 to 935 code for a protein of 288 amino acids. Lineage: Eukaryota; Metazoa; Chordata; Actinopteri; Perciformes; Bovichtidae. The transcript is spliced from 8 exons. The record is from RefSeq and is a predicted model, not a curated record.